Molecule: messenger RNA, 1251 nt
Organism: Diorhabda sublineata
Lineage: Eukaryota; Metazoa; Arthropoda; Insecta; Coleoptera; Chrysomelidae
Product: ubiquitin-conjugating enzyme E2 N-like
Exons: 2
Coding region: 71-526 (151 amino acids)
Source: RefSeq, a predicted model, not a curated record
GACAUUUGACAGAACUUUUGAAGUUCUAAUUCUGAUUUCCGGUAAAGGUAAAACAUUAAAUAUAUUUAUUAUGGCGAGUGGUUCUAAGAAAAGAAUUAUGGUGGAAACAAAAAAUUUAUCGAAAGAUCCUCCUCCUGGUAUAAGUGCAACACCUGAUGAAUCAAAUUGCAGAUAUUUUCACGUAGUAAUGGCUGGGCCAGCUGGUUCUCCGUAUGAAGGUGGAUUAUUUAAACUAGAAUUAUUUUUACCUGAAAAUUAUCCAAUGUCUCCACCCAAUGUAAGAUUUUUAACUAAAAUAUAUCAUCCAAAUAUAGAUAAACUAGGAAGAAUAUGUUUGGAUAUUCUCAAGGAUCAGUGGUCUCCUGCUCUACAAGUAAGAACAGUUUUGUUAUCAAUCCAAGCACUAUUAAGCAGUCCGAAUCCUGAUGAUCCUCUUGCAAAUGAUGUUGCCAACAUGUGGAAAAGCCGAGAACAAGAAGCUGUUCUCAAAGCGAAGGAAUGGACAAGACAAUAUGCUAUGGAAUAAUAUAGUGAAAAUGUCACAAGACUGACUGUGAUACUAUCUAUUAACAUGUUAACGUUAAAAUAAUAUAUUUUCAUUUAAUGUGAUCUUUGGAUAAUGUAUAAACUUGUAGCCUUAAAAUUUUGUAUCUGAUGUUUACAAAGUAAGUUAGUUUAGUUAUAGCUUUCAGAUUGAAAAAUCUCCCGGUUUCGUUUUUAAUUAAUGUGAACAUUUUCUGUAUUUUGGGAGUUUGACAGAAAAUUCGUAUUAAAUUUGGUAUAAAUUUUGAAGUACGAUUUGAUAAAAUUGAAUAUUCCACUUCAAUAGAUGAAAGAAUAGCAAUUAAUUUUGCUGAUCUGAUAAAUACAAAUUAAGAGAAUAUAAACUGAUUGUUUCUAGAGAUCUACUUGUGACUUUUUAUGAAUGCCAAAAUACAUAUUUUUAUUAUAGGGAAAUGUAAUACCAAAUAGUAAUAAAAAAUGGAAUUUUGAUAAACUUUUCUAUACUGAGGACCCAUUUAAAAAGCUAAACUUCAUAGAUAUAUGAAUUCAAUAUUGUUACAAUUAUAAUGAAAUUGGGACAUUUUCUUUCAAACUAAUAGAAAUUUGAACUUUGAGUUGUUACACUAUUGAACUGAUUUUUUUCUAAAAUUAUGAUAUAUUACUUGUUUUUCUGGAUAGAUGACUGGUGAAUUGUUCUAAUUUUUUUACUAGAUUUAAAAUAAAAACAACUGUUAUAAAAUUGAAAAA